CGUCGCCAUGAGCGGAGCGCGUAGUCUUUGCACGCUGGUGGAUUUGCAGACGGCGGACGAGCACCCGGACAGUGUGAAAGUCUUAAGGCUGACCCUCCAGAAUGACCUUCCUGGCGACCGACGUAACCAAGUAAAGCAAAAGCCGGUGGGGAGGGCCUUCGCCAUGGUAGCCAACCAGCCCGCCAACAGCCAUGCCCUGGCUUCCGAAUGCGUCAAAUCCAACGAUGGUGAUGAAGAGAUCAUCAAGGUGUAUCUCAGAGCGCGGGCCGAAGACAGGGCGAAGCAGGGAAACGACCUCUCUCCAUUGACAAACGACAACUGUCACCCGCAAGAGCUUACCCUGGGCAAGUCCAACGGCUUCCAGCCUCUUCGAACGGUUUCGUAUCGCAGCGUAUCCGUCAGCCAGGAUGAGCCGAUGUACCCUGCAGAGGACAUCUCGGUCAUGCGCGAGACAGCCAAGAGGCUCUUUUCUAAACUUCAGGAGGCUGAGAAGAGGCAUCAGUCGGACCGGGCUGCCUAUGAGACGUCCAUCUCCCACUACCAGCGGGAGGCGGAGCAGUCGGGCAUAGCCCUCCGGAAAGCCGAAACGGAGUUGGAACUGAAGGACCUCAAGUUGGAGGAUUUGCAAAGGCUCCUGGCUGGCAUGGAGAAGGAGCACCAGGUCCUGCUGCAGAAGGUGAGGGACGGCGAGUCAGAGCUGGAAUUGCUGAGGAACGUGCAGGAGGACUGGGUGGCCAAGCAGGAAAGGUCGGCCAAACUAGAGGAGGAGGUGGCCACGCUGCGGGAGAAGAUCCACCACCUGGACGACAUGCUCAAGAGCCAGCAGCGCAAAGUCCGGCAGAUGAUCGAGCAGCUGCAGAACUCCAAGAUGGUGAUCCAGUCGAAAGACACGAUCAUUCAUGAGCUUAAAGAGCGAGUGGCAUACCUGGAGGCCGAGAACCUGGAGAUGCACGAUCGCAUGGAACACCUGAUCGAGAAGCAAGCCAACCCCGGGGCCUUCCACACCCGCACCCGUUCCAAAUCGGAGACGCUCGGCAGCAAAAGGUUCACCAAACCUCUGGGACCAAAACCUUUGCCCCUGAUCAGAGUGUUGGAAACAUGAACAGGAUCGUGCCUGGAAAAUUGUGCCCACUGGAAACCCGCUGGAUGUAGGCAUUCGCCUCUCCUUUAUCGCUUCGACCCCCAGGCUCCCCACCUCACCACCUCCUGUGCCAAGGGAGGGAGUCGGCAUGAGCAGGAAGGCCUCCCCCGGGUCAAAAGCUGUGAAUUUUUUCGGAUGGUGUGGAUCGGGGAGGAAAAUGUGGGACUGUAGAAUAAAAUCGAGUGAUUGGAUAGCGGGUUACUUUAGAAAAGGACAGUGCCUUUUAAACUUCCACACUCAACCCCCCCCCCCCCAAAUUUCAUAGCUUGGUU
This is a messenger RNA of Candoia aspera, 1413 nucleotides long. RefSeq names its product tuftelin 1 (gene TUFT1). The record is from RefSeq and is a predicted model, not a curated record. The transcript has 12 exons. Gene Ontology annotation, biological process: intracellular signal transduction. Lineage: Eukaryota; Metazoa; Chordata; Lepidosauria; Squamata; Candoiidae. The coding region runs from base 8 to 1102 and encodes 364 amino acids. Gene Ontology annotation, cellular component: intracellular anatomical structure; cytoplasm.